Sparassis crispa is the source of this 267-nucleotide messenger RNA. RefSeq lists its product as hypothetical. The record is from RefSeq and is a predicted model, not a curated record. Lineage: Eukaryota; Fungi; Basidiomycota; Agaricomycetes; Polyporales; Sparassidaceae. Bases 1 to 267 code for a protein of 88 amino acids. The transcript has 2 exons.
AUGGCCUCCGUCACUGAUGCUCCUGCAACCACCACUGGCAGCAAAUGCAAGACGAGGCAUCCGUCGCCAUCCACGCCAGUGCCUUCACCCGCAAAAAGGCAGAAGCCCGAAGAUAGUGAUGACAUAUUCUCACCAACAGCACACACCGACUCCACCACAUCCGAUACUCCCACAGACGAUGCUCAUGCCAGUCACCGACCCGACGAGACUCCCGGUAAGCCCUACCGCAACAAAGGAAAGCACGUCGAGAAAACCAGGACACCGUGA